AUGGUGAAAACAGCGGUAGAAGCAGGAGUCGUUCGGGCGAAAAAUGCGCGACAGAAGAGAAAAUUGGAGAAUGAGGCGCCGAAAGUCUUUGAAAAUGCAAAAUCGACGAUAUUUAUCAAGGGUGGAAAUGUGUCAGAUGUCAUUACCAGCGUUUUCAAGGAUCUCCAUCGACUAAAGUCGCCAAACAGCAUCGUCUUCAAGAAAAAGAACAUCGUGCGGCCUUUCGAAGACGCCAGCUCGCUGGAAUUCUUUUCCAAAAAGACAGACUCUUCCCUCAUCGGCUUCGGUAGUCACAACAAGAAGCGGCCGCACAACUUCGUCAUUGCCAGAACAUUCGAUUACCAGAUUCUUGACAUGAUCGAGCUCGGCAUCGGAAACUACGUUCCACUACAUCCAUCGGCAGAAAUCGCGAUGGGAACAAAACCGCUGAUGUCAUUCGCCGGAGAUGCGUGGGAAAAUGAGCUUGAAUUGAAAGAUGGAUCGAAAAUAGACUUCAAGAGGAUUCGAAAUCUUCUAGUGGACUUUUUCCGCGGAUCCACGGUCGACAAAAUCAGAAGAACAGGCCUCGAGCUUAUGAUGCAGUUCACUCUUCAAGAAGGUGUUAUCAGUAUGCGAUCGUACAAAGUGAUCAUGAAGAAAUCAGGACAGGAAGAGCCCCGAGUGGAACUAGAAAGCAUCGGACUAAACAUGGAUCUCACCAUUCGCCGCACGCAGCUUUCCACACCAACCAACUUCAAGAAAGCCUGCAAACAGCCUUCUGGAAUCAAGGAAAAGAACAAGAAGAACAUCACGAAAGACGGGCUCACCGGAGAAGUGCGAGGAACUGUACACCUGCCCAGCGCGCGGCAGAAUCUGGACGAAAUCGCGCUCAAUCAUAAGAAGGUUAUGCAGCGGCCAAUGCCGGAGAAAGAAAUCGAUUCGGAGGACGAGAAAGAGUUUGACGAAGAUGUGGAAAUGGAAGAAUUGUAA
Messenger RNA from Oikopleura dioica, 969 nucleotides. Lineage: Eukaryota; Metazoa; Chordata; Appendicularia; Copelata; Oikopleuridae. The record is from the annotation of a GenBank genome assembly.